Molecule: messenger RNA, 2277 nt
Organism: Dendrobium catenatum
Lineage: Eukaryota; Viridiplantae; Streptophyta; Magnoliopsida; Asparagales; Orchidaceae
Exons: 2
Coding region: 505-957 (150 amino acids)
Source: RefSeq, a predicted model, not a curated record
AUUUCAUUACGAGUGAAUAGGGUUUUAUGGCCACAACGCUGAGCCCUAGCUUCGACGUGGUUACGACCCAGCUCCCCUCUCAAUUGGCCGGAUCGUACCCAGUUCCACCGACGGCCGACUACAAUUGUACGACACUUCCUCUCGACAUCAUUCACCUCUAGGCCGAACCGUCCCCCAGCUCGAGCUCGGCCAUCGCCUCCCAUCCGACUCAUUUCACCGCCAUUUCGUAUCUGUCUGGUCCGACAACUCCCACCCCUAGCUACCGCCGACCACAUUACAAAAAAGAGGGGGUUUACUCUCAUCUCAAGCAGAAACUCAACCGUCUUCCUUCAAGCCCUGGCCCAACGUCCUCCUCUAACCAGCACCUUGUUUGACUUUGAUCGUACCCAACCUCUCGAUGUCAGCUAGGCCUCUAUGUCUAGGGUUGCUUGGCUCUGUGUGUGGUAUCUGGUGUUCAAUAUUUUUUCUUCCCUUAACCUUUGAUUUCAUGUGAUUUUUUUCCGUAUGGCUGUAAAUCGGCUUGGGGAUCCUGGGUUUUUGGAUGGCAAGGCAAAGUCGAAAUCGUUUCGUGAUGCUUUAUCUGGUGAUUCACCUGGUUUUUCACUGCUCAAAGUUUCUUCUCUUCGUGAUUUGCCUUCUUUAAUCAUUUCGGAUGAGGAAUUAUUGUCUCUUGCAGCGCCUUUUGAGUUUGCGUUGGUAGGAAAAUUUUUGGGUCGUCGCCUGCCUCUGGAUUUGAUUCAGAAAUUCUUCUUUAAUCUCAAGAUGGGUGGAUUUUCUCUCACUGAUCGUAUUUCAUUGCUAACCCGUUUCAUGAAGUUGUUGAAGUGGUCUCCCAUCUUUGACGUUAAUGUUGAGUCGCCUAUUGUGCCCGUGUGGGUCUCUUUUCCCAGUUUGUGUCCUCACUUUUUUUUACCUCACACUUUUCAUGGUUUGGGCUCUUUGUUUGGUAGGCCUUAGCGUGUUGACAAUGCCACUUCGAACGACACUCGGCCGUCUAUUGCUUGAAUUCUUGUGGAACUAGAUGUCACAAAACGUUAUACUUCUCAGGUGUGGCUUGGCUCUGAAUUUAUGGGAUACAUCCAAAAUAUUGAAAUGGUGGUUUUCCCAUUAUAUUGCUCUCAUUGUAAAACGUUGGAUCAUUCUAAAGAGGUUUGCCCUAUUUUAUUUCCUAAGAUUGAUGUGCAUCCCUCUGUUCCUGAGGCGGCCGUCAUGGAGGUGGCUAAUAAUCCUAUUAAUGGUUUGGUUUAGGUGGUGCUUAAUAAGGGGUACUUGUUAAUGAUAUUAAUCUUGACAUUGAUACUAUGACUGUCGUGUCUCCUUUACUUAUUGAGGUUGGUCUUGUUAUUGCGAAUGUUGUAGAGUUAGGUGUUGGUGUUCCACACAGUGAUGAUGUUUUAGUAUGCCUAUUGCUAUCCUUCAGCCGAGUGAAUGCAUUGUGUUGAAUGCUCCUGGUGAGUUUAUUUAGGAUUUGUAUGACUUGCUUGCUCCUAUUGUUGAGGAGGUCGAGGCGGAUGAUGGUGUGAUUCAGAUGGAUGAGUGCAUUGGUUUAGAUAGGGUUAUGGAUGUCCCUAUUGUGGUGGUUGUUGUUCUUCCCCUCAUGGGAUAUGCGAUAGUUACUGGCAAUGUUUUUGUUGAUGAUUUGGAAUCUUUGGUCAGGAUUCCCUCCGUUGGGGGGAGUGAUUGUGAUGAUUUGGUUGAUGUUCCCGUGGGGCUUAUUUCGCCAAAUAUUUUUAAGUCAAGGAUUUUGUCGAGAGCAGGGGAGUCCUGUUUGAGACAAAUUGAUUGGUUGGGUGACUUGAUGGAUUCUUCGUGCGACCUGGAUGAUGAUUUGGAGGAUGAAGUUGGGGCCUUACAAGGCUCGUAUGGUUUGGAUAUCUCUAGGGCUUUGGGUCCCCCUUUCUCUCGUUGUGGAAAAUAGCGUUAUUGCAAAUCUAGGAGAUAGUUCUUCUGCUUGCCCCAUGGAUGGCCAGGAUUGGUUGCAACCUUGGUGGUCUUUUGGUCUUUGAUUGUGGUUGUUUCUGCCAUUUCUGGACUUCGAUCCGGGUUGCUUGGAUACUCUUCGUGGACGUUUGCUGGGGAGCUGUUGCUUUUGGUGCGUUGGAGUUUGCUGAUACUUCCUUGUUGUUAUCUUUUGUUUUGCCUUGCUUUUUAUCUUAUAUAUUUAGUUGGAUCCAAAGCUCGUAGGUUUUUAUUCAAAUGAUGUUCUUUUAGUGAGCUUAUGAUCUUUUAAGGUCUUGUAAUUUUUAUACUUAUUAACAUGUCGGCCCUGCCAUUGUU